GCCGAAAUUUGCCUUUCUGGCUUCUAAACAAGGGCAAACGGACGGGAACAAUGGUAGGAAUAUAUCCCUCUAAAACAGUUAAUGGCUCAAUUCAACCAAACAUCUCAGAUCCUCCAAAACUGGCAAAGAAAUCGUUCUUCAGAAAGUAUUUCAUGGCUGGUCAACAAAUGUCCGAUCCAACAGACCAGCAUGUUCCUGAUGAUGCCGAUUUCGUCGAAAGAUUUUUGAUUACAAAGAGGAAAUACAUCGCAUUUUGUCUACCUGUGAUACUUGUACAUAUAUUUUGGUGGCUGACAGCUUAUCGCUAUAACUGGCUUCCGCUCUUUGCAUAUCGGUGGCAGAUGCCAGCGGUCAUGGUCAUUGGAUCCACAGUUGCCGGUAUGACCUCGGAAGGAGGUGGAGCUGUGGCAUUUCCCGUGAUGACGUUACUCCUGCAUAUUGACCCUAUAUCAGCUCGAGACUUUUCGUUAAUGAUCCAAAGUUUUGGUAUGGGUUGCGCUCUCUUCGUUGUGCUUUUCAUGAGAGUAAAAAUUGAAGAGCGUGGUUUAUUAUUUGGGUGCAUGGGAUCUAUCCCAGGAAUGUGUCUUGGAUUUGCAUUCGUAGACGACAUGUUUGACGCGGCUCAAAAGAAAAUGCUUUUUGUCUCAAUAUGGGCAUCAUUUGCUGCUGCAUUGUUUCUCCUGAAUUCCCAUAAGAAGAGGGUAACUUAUGCUAGUAUUCCCGAUUUCAAACCAUGGAAAGCUGCAGUGCUGGUUUUAACUGGAUUUGUUGGAGGCAUUUUCACCUCAUUUGCCGGUUCUGGAGCUGAUAUCUGUGUUUUCUCUGUUACUACGCUAUUGUUCAGAAUUUCUGAGAAGACAGCAACACCAACGACUGUUGUACUAAUGGGCAUAAAUUCAAUGGUUGGCUUUUACUGCCGCUUUAUCUGGUAUGGAAACGUAACCGAUCUCACAAUAGAAUAUCUCAAGGUUACGAUCCCAGUAGCCUGCACGAUGGCCCCAUUUGGAAGCUUUUUGGGUUCGCAUUUCCAUAGACAGGUGUUGGCAUGCUUUGUAUACAUAUUAGAAGCUCUAUCUGUAAUAGGUUUCCUCAUUACAUCACCUCCACUCUACCUAAUCUUUAUCGGAGCGGGCAUCAUUGCUAUAGCUUUUCUUUUCUUUUAUUUCCUCAGCAGAAUGGGAGAGAAAGUGUUGAAGUCAUUUGAGAGCGAGAAAGGUCUUGAUCGGAACUCGAUUCGGAAUCCUUAGAUGAACAUUUACGGUCUAUGUACGGGUUGUGAAUUCUUGUAUAUCUUUAUGUCACUUGAAUAAAGCUAUGCUGUC
Messenger RNA from Cylicocyclus nassatus, 1322 nucleotides. Lineage: Eukaryota; Metazoa; Nematoda; Chromadorea; Rhabditida; Strongylidae. The record is from the annotation of a GenBank genome assembly.